Cuculus canorus (common cuckoo) is the source of this 9943-nucleotide messenger RNA. It is a transcript of the gene MAP2, whose product is annotated as microtubule associated protein 2. The transcript has 17 exons. The record is from RefSeq and is a predicted model, not a curated record. Lineage: Eukaryota; Metazoa; Chordata; Aves; Cuculiformes; Cuculidae. The coding region runs from base 419 to 6337 and encodes 1972 amino acids. Gene Ontology annotation, molecular function: microtubule binding. Gene Ontology annotation, cellular component: neuron projection. Gene Ontology annotation, biological process: neuron projection development; microtubule cytoskeleton organization.
UGUCAUCGUUCUCGAAAUUUCUGUGGCCAGUGAACUCCCUCUUCCUCUCCCACUCACCCUCUUUUCUUUUUCACCACUGCGGGGACGACUUCUAAUUUGCAGUUUUCCUUUUCCUGACGUACACAUGGUAGAUCCAAGCUGGUGGCUCGCAGACUGCGUCUGGCUGGAGAUCGGCAGCGAGCCGAUGGAUAGCAGCACGCCAGGAGAAUGAUUAUGCAGCAGUUAUUUAAGGAUAGGCUUUUGUAGUACGACAGCGUAUGAGCUGCAGAUUCUGCAGUAUCUAGCCUUGGUUGUGACGCACCCAUCGGAAUCUGCUUGUUCAUCGAUCAGGAAGGAGCAGAGAGUUUUCCUUGUUUAACGACUAGACACAGCAUCCUGUCAUCUGCUUAAACAGGCCGAGCGGUGAAGGCGAGGAACCAUGGCAGAGGAUAGGAAAGAUGAAGCCAAGGCACCACACUGGACUUCAGGUCAGCUAACAGAGGCUUCUUCGCACCCCCAUUCACCUGAAAUUAAGGAACAGCAGGGUGGUGCGGGUGCCGGACUGGUCAGAAGUGCCAAUGGAUUUCCCUACCGAGAGGACAAGGAGCCAGGGAUGGGCGGCCACCAACAGCCAGGGACGUACGCUCAGACCAAAGAGAAUGGGAUCAACGGAGACUUGUUGGCAGCAGACAGAGAGACCCCAGAAGAAGUCUCUGCGAGGAUAGUGCAAGUAGUAACAGCUGAAGCUGUCGCCGUCCUGAAAGGCGAACAGGAAAAAGAAGCCCAGCACAAAGACCAGCCUGGACCGCUCCCGUUAGCAGUUGAAGAGUCAGCCAACCUGCCUCCUUCCCCGCCUCCAUCGCCAGCUUCCGAGCGGACCGGAGCUCUGGAGGAAGAAGAAGAACCGGUAGAGAGUCCAAUGGCUGUGGAAGAGAACCCUGCUGCUCUUCCUGGGAAGCAACUGGGGAAAGAGCACGGGCCCACUGAGCCUUCGGACCAGGCACAGGCCCCCUGUGAGGGGCAGUCGGAUUCUGGUUUGGAGGCCAAAGUGUGUCACGAAGACAAAGUGCCAAGGGUGGCAUCCAGCAGGGAGAGCGUAACCGUUGUGGCGGAAACGCCCCUGAAAGCCACAUCCCCUUCCUCGGCCGAGGAAGAUUUACUUGCAGCCACGAAGAUGGAAUUCGGUGUCCAGGAGGGUGCAUGCCCUUUCACAGCAGAACCGUUAGACACAAAGCAACGUGAAUCUGAGAAAGAGAGUAAGACUGGUGAGCAACCUAAACACGAUGCCUUAGUUCCACAGCCAGCAAAAACAGAGGCUAUAGAUAAAAAGGAUACACAGAGCAAAGACAAAGAAAAAAUGCCUUCACCUCUAUCAGAACAGAUCUUGGAAACUGAUUCACAAAAGAAAGGGGAAGCCAGUUUUGCGGGACCUGCUGCCGCGCCUUCUGCUUCUCAAGAACAACAGGGCUUGUCAGCUGAACUGCCUAAAGGGAGCAAACCAGAAGAAAGGACUGCAGAUGUGCCCUCAUCAUCCAGCCAAGUUAUGUCUAUGGAAUUAAAAGACAACCUUAAGGAAGCCCAAGAUCUUGCUCUUGGCCGUGGUGAGGGUGCUCUGUUGCUGUCUGAAACGAAGGCAGGAGUAGUCCAAAGUGAACUUCCUUCAGGCCCAUCUCCUGCCGUCUCCCAGGAGCUUCCACUCAAAGACAGUUCCAAAACAAAACAGGAACCCACCGACCAACUGUUUGCCAAAGACUUCACUAAGGACGAGCAGUUCCACAGGGACAGGACGCUAACUCUGCAAGACUUCUCAGCGGUAACUGUAGAUGGCCUGAAAACGCCAAGCACCCAGAAAAUCCCUGCGUGGGGGGAGGAGAAGGACAUGACUAAGGAUGAGAGUGACGAGGAAGAAAGGUAUGACUUCUAUGAUAAAGGGGAGGCUCAAAUACUGGAUGAUGGUAAAUUUACCACAAAACCUGAAGUUAAGACGCUUUCCCUAGACAAAACAGACUUUAAAAAGGAUGACGAAGCUAAAAAGUCACCCGAUAUUCUCAAAGCAGAAAAAGAAGUGGACCAAACUGGGCUCCCAGCAACAGCAGACAUGGAAAAGGCGGUGCAGCUGAGCGCACAGGCACCCCCAGCCAAGUUAAGCCAGGAGCUGACCCUUGAGAAAACAGAAGAGCACCCUGAUACCACUCAGUUAUCCAGAAUAACAGAGAAAGCCCCUGAGGCACCAAGUUUAACCGCUGACAGGACUCCUACUCUAGAACCUUCUCAAGAGAAAGAUGUCAAAAAAGAUGCCGCGGUAGAGAAAACAAGUGUUUCAGCUCCUCAUCAAAUGAAAGAGGAGGAGGAGCGAUCAGGAAUGUCGAAGUAUUUUGAAACCUCUGCUCUGAAAGAGGAAGCCUUCAAAGCCGGCGCUCUGAAGCAAGGCAGUGAUUACUAUGAGUUAAGUGACACCAAAGAGAGUGCGUAUGAGCCUUGUCAGAUGGAUCGUCUAAUACCCGAAGACAGAGAGGAAGAGGAGGAAGAAUUACAGGAAGAACUGGAUCAGCAGCGGAGCGUGCCUGCUCAUGAAAUAGGGUACAGCACCCUGGCUCAGAGCUUUACACCAGACAGAUCUGAAGAGCCAAGCUCCCCAACAGAAAGAAUGUUCACUAUUGACCCCAAAGUCUAUGGGGAUAAGAGAGAACUCCACAGUAAAAAUAAAGACGACCUGACUCUGAGCAGGAGCUUGGGACUUGGGGGGAGGUCUGCAAUUGAGCAGAGAAGUAUGUCUAUUAACUUGCCCAUGUCCUGCCUGGAUUCGAUAGCUCUAGGAUUCAGCUUUGGUCGUGCACAUGAUCUUUCUCCGCUCGCUUCAGAUAUUCUAACUAACACUAGUGGAAGUAUGGAUGAAGGUGAUGACUACUUGCCAGCAACCACACCAGCACUGGAGAAGGCCCCCUGCUUCCCCAUUGACAGCAGAGAGGAAGAUGAGCACAUUGAAGAAGAAAAAGCCAUGGCAGAAGAAAAAGUCCAGCGUGAAACCUUGGCCGAAUCACCUUUCCUGGCCAAAGAUUAUUACAAAAAUGGGGCUGUCCUGGCUCCUGACCUGCCUGAAAUGUUGGACCUGGCAGGAACAAGAUCUAGAUUGGCUUCUGUGAGUGCAGAUGCUGAGGCGGUGCAAAAGAAGUCGGUUCCUUCUGACACUGUUGUGGAAGACAGCAGCACGGCCCUGCCGCCCGUGACAGAUGAAAAUCACGUAACUCUAAAAGCUGAAAGUCAGCUGGAAGACUUGGGCUACUGUGUGUUCAAUAAGUACACAGUCCCACUCCCUUCUCCAGUGCAGGACAGUGAGAAUUUAACGAGUGAAACCUGUCCCUUUUAUGAAGGCACCGAUGAAAAACUGCGACGUGGUGUAGCUCCUGACCUGUCUUUGGUGGAAGUGAAGCUGGCAGCAGCUGAGAAAUCUAAAGAAUUCCUCGGGGAAAAAGAGUUAGGUCAGCCUACCGCUGGUGAGUCUGUUCUGGCAAGGGACUUCGAGCAGGAGAAAAAAGAAAAGCUGGAUACUGUGCUAGAAAAAAGUGAAGAUCAUGGUGACUCCAGAGAGGUCUAUCCCAUUAAAGGUGCAGAGCCAGAGAAGAUGAGACCCGAGGCAAUCCUAGAAAUGAAAGAAGAAAGCGUGGCUGAUAAAGUUCACAUAACUGGUGAUAUCAUGUAUGACAGAAAAUUGGCUUCAGAGAGAGCAAUAGAAAAGGAUGCUGUUUCUUUGUUGAUGGAGAAGGAGGAGAAGACUCUUAGCGUUGUUCCUGAACUAGCUGAAACAGAAGCUCUAAUAAGACCAGAUUACAACGCUAUAAAGCAUGACUUGGAAGUGGCUGCGAUGAGAGCUGACCAAGAUUAUCAGAGUCAGUUAGAUAUUAAGAUCAGCGAAGUUGUUUCUCUCUCUGUUAAAAGAGCAGAGCCUGAACCCAAAGACGCUCAACAGAAAGAUCAGACCCUCUUGUCCAGAGAAGCAAAGGAUGCAGAUGUACUUUCCAAGACCGAGCCUAGUUACAUGAAGGACGGCGUCAAACUGUCGGAAACAGAAAUUAAGGAGAAAGUAACUAAGCCUGAUCUGGUACAUCAAGAGGCAGUUGAUAAAGAGGAAUCUUAUGAAUCUAGUGGAGAGCAUGAUCAAACCCAAGAAGGUUCAAAUGGAGAAUCCACGAAACCAGAAGAUGUCAAAGCAGAACCUCCAAAACCUCCUGUGUCUGGAGAAAAGACGCCAGCUGAGUUACCAGCAAAGGAGCCUUCUGUGGAGCUCCUCCUUCCAAAAGCUGAGCCUCUCCAGGAAGAGCCUGCUGAGAUUCAGAUGGAGAACAUACCACAGCCUGCAGAGGGAGCUGAAAAGAUUCCUGGUGCAGCUGUGAAACCUGCGGAAGUCCAAAAGCUGCUGCCAUGUGAAGUGGAAGCUGGGGCCACAAAGGGGGAAGAACGUGAGGAAGAAGAGGUGGAAGUAGGGCAAGAAGAAAAGGAAGAGGAGAAAGAGCAUCUUGUAUCAGAAAUACCCCCAGAAAUAGACUUUGGGAAACCUGCUGCUGAAGAAAUGCUAGCUAAGGGUAGCCCAGAAGCGCUGCCUGAGCUGAAAGGCGUUAUUGAAUCGGUGGUGACAGUAGAAGAUGACUUUAUCACAGUGGUGCAGACAACAGUUGAUGAGGGCGAAUCUGCUUCUCACAGUGUGCGCUUUGCUGCUGCUCAGCAGGAAGACAUCGAAACGGGAGACUCCCAAGCUGAAGAGGAGCUGGAGGUUGAGGAAGUGGCUGACAUGCAAGUCGAGCCCAAGGAAGGCUCCCCAGAAGCUCCUGCUUCACCCCACCGAGAAGAAAUCCUGCUCACCGACUACAAGACAGAAACGUGCGACGAUUACAAAGACGAAACAACAAUCGAUGACUCCAUCAUGGACACAGACAGUCUCUGGGCAGAUACUCAAGAUGAUGAUAGGAGCAUCAUGACUGAGCAGUUAGAGACUGUUCCUAAAGAGGAGAAGGCAGAGAGAGAAUUGCGAAGACCAUCUCUCGAUAAGCAUAAAAAAGAGAAACCUUUUAAAACUGGGAGAGGCAGAAUUUCUACUCCUGAAAGGAAAAUAGCUAAAAAGGAACCUAGCACACUCUCCAGAGAUGAAGUGAGAAGGAAAAAAGCAGUGUAUAAGAAAGCUGAACUUGCUAAAAAAACUGAAGUUCAGGCCCACUCUCCCUCCAGGAAAAUCAUUUUAAAACCUGCUAUCAAAUAUACUAGACCAACUCAUCUCUCCUGUGUUAAACGGAAGCAGACAGCAGCAGGUGGUGAAGCAAACCAGGCUCCUGGCGUAUUUAAACAAGCAAAGGAAAAACUCUCAGAUGGAGUAAGCAAGAGUCCUGAGAAGCGUUCCUCUCUACCAAGACCUUCCUCGAUCCUUCCUCCUCGAAGAGGGGUGUCAGGAGACAGAGACAGAGAGGAGAACUCUCUCUCCCUCACAGCUUCCCUUUCCUCUUCAGUACGACGGACCGCACGAUCAGAGCCAAUUCGUAGCAGAACAGGAAAAAGUGGAACUUCUACCCCCACUACUCCGGGCUCCACUGCCAUUACUCCAGGGACACCACCAAGCUAUGCCUCCCGUACCCCCGGCACUCCAGGAACACCCAGCUACUCCAGAACCCCCCACACUCCUGGGACCCCCAAAUCUGCUAUACUGGUACCUACUGAGAAAAAAGUUGCCAUAAUUCGCACUCCUCCUAAAUCUCCAGCAACUCCGAAGCAGCUACGAGUUAUUAAUCAGCCUCUACCUGACCUCAAGAAUGUCAGGUCCAAAAUCGGAUCAACAGAUAACAUCAAAUACCAGCCUAAAGGAGGACAGGUUAGGAUUUUAAACAAGAAGAUCGAUUUUAGCGAUAUUCAGUCCCGGUGUGGUUCCAGAGAUAACAUCAAACAUUCCGCGGGGGGAGGAAAUGUACAAAUCGUAACCAAGAAGAUCGACUUGAGUCAUGUAACUUCCAAGUGUGGCUCACUCAAGAAUAUCCACCACAAGCCAGGAGGUGGGCGUGUGAAAAUUGAGAGCGUGAAACUGGAUUUCAAAGAGAAAGCUCAGGCUAAAGUUGGUUCGCUGGAAAAUGCCCACCACGUCCCUGGCGGUGGUAACGUCAAGAUCGACAGCCAGAAGCUAAACUUCCGAGAGCACGCUAAAGCCCGCGUUGAUCACGGGGCUGAGAUCAUCACGCAGUCCCCAGGUAGGUCCAGCGUGGCCUCACCACGCAGACUCAGCAACGUCUCCUCCUCUGGAAGCAUCAACCUGCUCGAAUCGCCCCAGCUUGCUACCCUCGCUGAAGACGUCACGGCAGCCCUGGCUAAGCAGGGCUUAUGAAUUUGCUCAUUUUGCAUUGUAUGAAGUAAUAAUAUUUAGGCAUGAGCUCUUGGCACUGUUUGCUCUUGCUCAUUUCACUGUUCUGUUGAUAGAUGGGGAAAUAAAACCUGAAACGUUGCCCAUUGUAAGUUAUUCCAGGUUAAAUUAACAGUCUGCUUACCAGAAGGAAGGGCACAUAGAGAAAUUCAAGUUUAAGUAAAAACAAAGUGUUAUUUUGUAUAAACAAGUAGAACAAAAGUCGAAUUAAGUUAUUAACAUUUUUUUGGACCUGGUUUCAGUCAGUGUAUAGCUGAAAAGCCAAUAAAUUAUUUAACUCAUAACUAAAAGUAGUAGUUGAGAACAUUGGAACCGUGCUUGGGGAAGUGAUGUAUAAAAGCUGUCGCAAGCAAGCACUUCCACCCCAAUGGACUUGUGUCUGAUUAGAAAGUUGGUUAAGCGGCUAGAUUUGUGUACACGCCACCGGUUUCACCUCCUUUCCAUCUGUUUGAUACAGUAUUAUAGAUAUAUAUAUUUCUCUGUGGCCAUUUGUGAUACGCCCUCCUCAUAUACUUGAAUAUUCUACUUCUUUAUUCACAGUAUCUGUGUCUCUUGCACCCUUUGGUGUUGCAGUUUUAGGUAUGUAAAAGUAGAUGUUAGCAGGGUUUUUUUUUUCCCUAUUCAUAAGACUACAUUUAAAAAAGAUGAAAACCUUAGCAUGAAGUUGCUUUCUGUACCAACUAAAAGCCGUGACCCUGUUUUAGUGCCAGAUGCAAGUCUCUUCUGUGAUGCUAAAAAAAGGUUCCCUCCCCUCUCCUCCCUUUCUUCACAAAGGUAUGAUUUUUGUGGGGUCCAGACAUUUGCGAAAGGGUCUCCAAAGGUGACAGAGUUUGGAGUCUGGAUUUGUAAAGAAAUCCACAAUGAUUUGGUUUUGGCUUUUUUUUUUUCUGUUUUCUUUCUUUUUCUUUCUUCUUUUUUUUUGUCCAAACUCCUGUAGUAGCAGUGAAUGUUCGAUUUAUUUAUUUUUUUUUCUUUUGCUAAAGUUGAAACACAGAAAAAAAAGUACUAAGAUGUCAUUACCACUCCUUCAGUGCUGUCGUACGUAUACGCACAGGCACUUGGUUAACAGCGCUAAACAAGAGGUGCCUGUAAAUUCUAGUACGUGAGUAAACAAAAUGAGCUCCCCAGACUGGGUUGCCGUAAGCGAUUCAUCUGUCAAUAGGGCGUCUUAAAAUCUGAGCAAAGUGGGAUUGUAUUGACUAUAAAAGGGUUGAAGUGCUCAUAAAAGCUAAAGGGCAGAGAGGCACAAACCCCCGAUCCACCGGAGUCACCUGUGAGAGCUCCGGCACUUACGGACACUAGGCGAGCACUGCAGGUGAUGCGGGAACGUUGUUCGUCAGUGGAUCACAAUCUGCUGAUUCUAUAUGUAUAGUAGAUGUUAUGGAAGGACCAGUUUUACACCCUUGCGGAUUCUCUGAUCUUUUGCAUUUGCAGUCUCCGAACUGAACUUUGCACUGUCAGCUGAGCUAUACUUGAUACGUGUGUUAGGUUAACGUUGCACGUUGGAAGCUUUUGAUCUGUUCUUUUUCCUCUUAAUUUGUGUGUGCGCGCGUGCCUGGUGGCGUUUGAGCGGAGAAGACUCGUAGGGAAGGUUUUUAUGUCUGCAGAGAAAGAUUCUAAUCAUUAAUAGCGCAGGGUCUCCCCAUCGUUGAAUUCCAGUAGUAAAUGCAGGCACCGGACAGUAAAUAUUCAUGGACCAAAGGGGGAUUUUGGCUGAGCUGUCACGGCCGUACAAACAAAACAAAACGGUCACAUCUCAAACUUCUACAGAAGAUGAGCUCCUACCAGCCCCACAUGUGACAUUUCAGCUCUGCAAAAAGCUUUUUCACACAUCAAGUAGCUAAUUCUGUUUGUAAGCUGGUUGUUUUAUAUAAAGGACAGAGAGUUUAGGACCGUGCUAAGUGCAUCAGGAGGAUUCUGGUUUCUGCCUUGUAUUUGUUAGGUUCUUGCUUAGAGCAAUCCUAAGGAUUCCCACAGAAACAGUGUCAAGUGAGGUGCAUUAAAAGCCUCUUCACGUUUUUCCAGACAAAGAAAAAAAACCCAAAUGGUAUUUAUAACAUGUUGCUCCGAUCCUACUAUUAAUUAAUACAAAUUAGCCUUGCGAUGGGGCUUUUUUAUGCCUCUUGCCAAUGUGGGAGAGAGUCUGUGGUUGUGCUGACCCUCGACUUUUCCAGAGCUGAACGCCAGUGAGGGAGAAUGGUGUUAACCUGGGAAUCGGGUUUUUUUAUUCUGCUUUUAAAAUUGAGAGAUACUCCAGAAAGCGAAGCUUAGUUAACCCACUUACAAGUCCAAAGUUAGAGUGGCGUAACACACCAAGUCAUUUAUUUCAUGCAUUAAAAUGAGCUUUCUUGUCUUGAUUCAAGCAGACCUUUGUAACUGUAAUCAUCCUUCCAUAGAAAGUAUCCUAGAACGCUGUGGACUUAGAUGAAAAGAAAUCAAAGAGUUUUGUGCUGUUAAAUAAAUAACUAAAUAACUAAGUUACGUUACAUGACUCUAGAUGUUCACUGAAAAAGCUCAUAUUAAUCUUAACUUCUCAAGAAGAGUGUUGGUUUUAAAAACGACGGGUUUGUAAAUAUGUAAUGCCCACUCAAACCGAUAGAGCCAGCUCCCUGGAAACUGCAUCUGUUGUGUUUCUUUUCCACAGGCGUGUUGAGCCAGCAGGUUUGUUGGGUGCCUGAGACCCAAUUCUGUAACAAAGCAGAGCUAAUCCAGACGAAAGGAAUGGUGAAACCUUCUUUGGAUAGCUAGGGGAGAGCCCCAGAUUAAUAACCCAUCAAGUUGUAGAGGCAAAAGAAAAAGUGCUCCUGCCCCAUCCGCAGAGUGCUGUUUCUAUGUAACCACAAGCGUAAAGAAAACAAAGCUGAGCAAACCUCUGUCCAGCAACGGGAAAGGAAAAACUCAUUCCGAUGAGGGAAAUCGUGUGCCCACGAGGGCUCUGUUUUCACUGUACAGCAGUAAAUGGUGUUGUCCAUUCGACGCUCUGCUAAGGUACAGUAGUAACCUCAUCAUGACUGCUUACAAAGCCGAGUUUGCCUACGUACACGACCCAAAGGGAGUCGGGAGGCAGCCUGUGUGGACCCCCACACGUGAGCAGAAGUUUUUUCCAUGCUGGACCAAAUACUGCUUGAAACCCAAGUACAAACGUCCCUUCAAAGGCAGAAGCCUUGAAGAGUAGAUCUUGUGUGCUAUGAAAACCGACGCAGGUAGAUUUCUAGCCUCGGUGUGUGUCGAGUGCACUCACUAGUCAGAUUGCUAACGCAACUCCCUCUGCAACUCUAGCGAUUCCCACUGCAGGAAGGUAAAUUAGGUUCACACUUGGAAAAGUCAAGUGUAUAAAAGCCACUUCAACUUUAGCAAAGAGAAAAAGCCAACAAAUAAACAUGCUGUAUGCUGGGAUGUCAAGGAAUACCGUCUGCUGUUACAAACCUGUGUUUAUUCUGAUAAUUCUAGAGCCUGUUACCAUAAAAGAGGCAUUUCUUGAAUGGCUGGUGGUAGGUAGUUCAUGUUUUUCAAUCCGAUUUGCAAUUGUAUUUGUUGCUGUAUAGUGAUUGUUUUGCAAAAUAAAAUCGC